AUGGACGACACACCACAGUCAACAUUCAGCACGCCAAAAAGGAAGCGGGCUGAUGCCGCCGGCGGGGACGUCCCCUCCCAGAUCGACAUACACUUCUCGUUCGACGUCUCGCAGGGCCUGCUCUCGGACGGCGGCGACAGCCCGCGCACAAAGGUCGCCCACAGGUUCCGGGGCUUGGCCCUGGCCGAUAGUGGGGGCGGGGCUGCCGCGGCAGAUGGCCCACUCCUCCACGACACCGAGCCCGACCCGGGCCGCCACACCACCCACGGCGGCGGCGAGCACGAGAUGGAGGUCGACGAGGACGAGUCCAAGAUGCGCAAAAGAUCAAAACUCACCCCGCCUUCAGGACCCUCGGAUGAACCACCCCAGCUGAACCACCACGCCCUCUCCCCCGCCGCCCAGCCCCAGCCCCAGCCCCAGCCCCAGCUUCAACUUUCCGCCAGAAGAGACGAGAUCCCAGAGACACCCGCCACCACAAGGACCGAGCCGCAGGCGGCUGCUGGCCCAGAGACCGUAACGUUUCCACCAGGCGACCGUCACGUCCUGUUCAGACCAAACGUUCCCUGCGCCCAACCCACACCCGAAAGUGCACCACCCCUCGCUGAUGCGCCCGCCAAGGCCCCCUCGAGCAAGCAACCGAAGCAACCUCCGGCUGCCAACAACCGCGCCCUCGAGAGCCUCAAGACCAAAGGCCGCCGGCGGUCCGGCACGCCACCCCUCGUCGCCUCAGCCAGCAAGCUAGCCAGCGCGGACACCCAGCCCGGCGGCGACGCGGCCGCCCAGGUCAUCGACCCCAUCCGGGCGGCGCUCACCUGGCACGAGGACGAGAUCACCGUCUACGACCCGGACGACGAGGACGACGACGGUGUCGGCAUCAACGGCAUCGGGUUUAAGCCGACCCCCGCCAUCGCCUACGCCCGCACCAUGAAGAGGAGGCAGCAGCUGGCCGAGUACAAGAAGCGGGAGGAGAGGGAGGCCAGGGCCCGCCGGAGCUCCAGGCGCCGCGGCAGCCCGGACAGGGCCCCCAAGACGCAGCGCAAGGAGAGCGCGGCGGCCGAGAACGCGAGGAAGGUCCGUUUCACGGACAGUGAGGCUGGCAAGAUGAUUAGCACAUGA
This is a messenger RNA of Diaporthe batatas, 1116 nucleotides long. RefSeq lists its product as uncharacterized. The coding region runs from base 1 to 1116 and encodes 371 amino acids. The transcript has a single exon. The record is from RefSeq and is a predicted model, not a curated record. Lineage: Eukaryota; Fungi; Ascomycota; Sordariomycetes; Diaporthales; Diaporthaceae.